This is a messenger RNA of Musa acuminata subsp. malaccensis (wild Malaysian banana), 1641 nucleotides long. The record is from RefSeq and is a predicted model, not a curated record. Lineage: Eukaryota; Viridiplantae; Streptophyta; Magnoliopsida; Zingiberales; Musaceae.
AUGGCUGCAGCUGGUAGCCGCAGUUUCCAGGACGGAUGUAUUGCCUCGAAGCGUCUCAUGAUGCUCGUGGCCCUACUUCUCGUCUCCUGCAGUCUCGGCCAUGGCUUCGGCGAUGAGGUUCAUGUCGAGGUGGAGGGAAUCAGCAGCAGUUGCAUGGAGAGCGAGAGGAGAGCUCUCCUCGCCAUCAAAUCCGAUAUGUACGACCCCGACAACUGGUUCUCUACUUGGACCGGCAAAGACUGCUGUGGGUGGAGAGGUGUGGCCUGCGACCACACCACCGGCCAUGUCACCAAGCUCGACCUCCACUACUCCUACACAUACUAUGUGUGGGAUAUCUCAGACAUUAGGGAAACAAUGGGUGGGAGCAAGGUAAAUCCUUCUUUGCAAGAACUGAAGCAUUUGAAGUAUUUGGAUUUGAGCAUGAAUAACUUCUCCUACGCCCCUGUGCCGAAAAUGAUCGCUUCACUGGUCCACUUGGAAUAUCUCAACCUAUCUUAUGCCAUGUUCGAUGGACUGAUUCCUCCUCAGCUGGGGAACCUCUCAAACCUACACUAUCUCGACCUUCAGGGAUGGUAUGGUUAUCAUCUGCACGUUGACAAUCUCGAUUGGCUCUCCCGUAUUCCUUCUCUAAAAUAUCUUGACAUGAGUUUGGUCGACCUCUCCAGAGCAACCAAUUGGUUCCACAUAGUAAAUUCAAUCUCCACACUUGAAGUGCUGCAUUUGAGCAGUACAGGACUGCCAUAUGCUCCAUCUCCUUUACCCCCUUUCAAUCUAACAGCCAUUGCUACGUUGGAUCUAUCUGGGAAUUCCAACAUCACGUCUGCCAUGCUAAGAUGGCUUUCUAACGCCACCAGCCUCGAGAACCUCCUUCUUUCUGGCUGUGGGAGUCUCACUAUCGAGUCGCUACAAGUUGCUCUAGGAGCGCUCCUUAAUCUGAAGGAAUUGGAUUUAUCAGACAACUCCCUUGAAGGAGAAAUUCUUGAAAUUCUGAACAAUGUCAGUAGCAGGGGCCUGAAGCACUUGGAUUUGAGCUUCAAUCAAUUAUCUGGAGAUAUUCCUCCAGGGAGCCUUAGAGACCUGGAGUACCUGGACUUAUCAACGAAUUUAAAUGUCGACGUACAUAUCUUAGCUUCUCUGGGGAAUCUCACAAACUUGCGACAUUUAGGCUUGGGGAGCAAUUCAAUCAGUGGAGAAAUUCCACCAACCGUAGGAAAAUUUGUCCGAUUGGAGUACCUAGAUUUGUCCAAUAAUGGCAUCAUUGGAAAAAUACCACAGGUCAUCGGCAACCUCAGUAACCUAUUGGAAUUACAUUUAUCAGGCAACAAAAUUGUGGGAUGGAUACCACCGAGCAUCGGCAACCUCACCAACUUGAUACCAAAGACGAUUGGUAAACUCCACUACUUGCAAGACUUGGACAUAUCAUAUAACAACUUAUCUGGUCAGAUACCAAAGACGAUCGAUUUGUCUCACAAUAACAUUGGUGGAGAGCUUAUAAAUCCAUUUUACGGUUUGUCUACUUGUUCACAAGGUGCAUCUUUAUCAUCCUUAGCCCUGAAGGGUAACAAUUUGAGUGGGAUUAUUCCUUCAAAUAUGGGCCAAUUAUCUCAGCUACAUGAGGUAGCCUUCCUGUUUGGUUUUUAG